CCCACUGUUUCAGUUUAGAUUCUGCAGCUCCAGGCACUGCCACUGAUCUCAUCUCUCCCAGGAUGGUUCUCAAAUGUUUCCUUCUCGUAACUAUUUUCUUUCUCCUCUUCCCUGAACUCUCCUCCUGCCCAAGCCGAUGCCUCUGCUUCAGAACCACUGUCCGCUGUAUGCAUUUGAUGUUGGAUCACAUCCCCAAAGUAGCACCGCAGACUGUUAUCCUGGACCUGAGAUUUAACAGGAUCAGAGAGAUUCCACCAGGAGCCUUUAAGAAGCAGAAGAACCUGAACACAAUGUACUACCUAUACAAGAAUAACAUUCGUGCAAUCGACAGACAGGCAUUUAAAGGACUUGUGUCUCUGGAGCAGCUAUACAUUCACUUCAACCACAUAGAGAUACUAGAGCGAGAAACAUUUAGCGAUCUUCCCAAACUAGAGAGAUUAUUUUUACAUAAUAAUAAAGUGUCAAGAAUUCCCGCUGGAACUUUCUCUCAUCUGACUUCACUGAAAAGACUCCGUUUGGACUCCAAUGGACUGGUUUGUGAUUGUCAGCUAAUGUGGUUGGGAGAAUUGCUGAAGAGCUAUGCCAAAAGCAGCCACACCCAGGCCGCUGCAAGCUGCGAACAUCCUCGGGCCUUGCAAGGCAGAUCAGUUGCCUCAGUGACUGCAGAGGAGUUUAACUGUGAAAGGCCCCGUAUUAUUUCAGAACCUCAAAAUGUGCAUGUUACGCUAGGAAAUACUGCACAUUUCACCUGCAGAGCGGAGGGGAAUCCGAAGCCAAAAAUUGUCUGGCUGCAUAAUAACAAUGAAUUACACAUGAAGAAUGACAUUCGCCUGAAUUUACUAGAUGAUGGUACCUUAAUGAUCCACAACACACAGGAAUCUGACCAAGGAACAUACCAAUGCAUGGCCAAAAAUGUUGUGGGAGAAGCAACAACUCAAGGUGUUCUACUCCGAUACUUUGGUACUCCAACCAAGCCCAGUUUCGUGAUUCAGCCACAAAACACUGAAGUUCUGGUUGGAUCAAGUAUCACAUUGGAGUGCAGCGCCACUGGGCAUCCCCAGCCUCGAGUUACAUGGACUAAAGGAAAUGGAGAGCUGCUGCCCACACACUCCAGGUACAAUACCACUUCCUCAGGUGGCCUCUUUAUUCGGAAUGUCACUCUGCAGGACCACGGCCAGUUCAUCUGCCACGCCAGCAAUAACCAAGAUUCCAUCCAGUCCUCGGCAUCCAUCAUUGUUCAGGCUCCCCCAAAAUUCACAGUCGUUCCCAAGGAUCAAGUAAUAAUUGAAGGACACACUGUUGACUUUGAAUGUGUGGCUGAGGGCAAUCCAACUCCAGUCAUCGCCUGGACCAAAGCAGGAGGCCAGCUCCCCAAUGACAGAAGACAUGCAGUGCUACCAACGGGAACACUGAGGAUUGUUGAAGUAGCCGCCCAUCAUCAGGGUCAAUAUGAAUGCCAGGCUAUCAAUGUUGUUCAAGUUAAACGAGUUCGAGUGCAGCUAAAGGUACAACCCAAAGUGAUACCAGUGUUUACUGACGUGCCAAAGGAUGUCACUGCAGAGGUUGGUCAGGAUGUAAAGAUAACUUGCAGUGCUCAAGGUGAACCACAUCCCACAAUCACCUGGACCAAGGAUGGAGUUCAAAUUACAGACAGCGGGAAAUUCCAUGUUAAUACAGAGGGAACACUUGCUAUCAUGGACAUUGGGCUGGCAGAUGAAGGAAGGUACGAAUGUGCUGCACGAAACACAAUUGGCCAAGCAGCUACUAAUAUGCUGCUCAAGGUGACUGUUCCACAUAGAGUUCGUACUGGAGACAACUUUGUUGAAUCUUCCAUUCGUGAGGCUAUUAACAGUGUUGACAGUGCAAUUAACUCAACACGCAGGAAAUUGUUUACCAAGCGUCCUCUCAGUCCGAAUGACUUGCUGGCUUUGUUCCGUUAUCCACGAGAUCCCUUCACUGUGGAGACAGCAAGAGCAGGAGAGAUCUUUGAGCGGACCUUGCAGCUGAUUCAGAACCACGUCAAGCAAGGCUUAGCUGUGGACUUCAAAGGCAUAGAUUUCCGCUACAACAAUCUGGUUUCGCCACGUUACCUGGACCUCAUAGCCAACCUCUCUGGAUGCACAGCUCACAGGCGGUUCCCGAACUGCUCGGAUAUAUGUUAUCACCAAAAGUAUCGAACCCACGAUGGCACGUGCAACAACCUGCAGCAUCCCAUGUGGGGAGCGUCCCUCACAGCCUUUCAGAGAAUUCUUAAACCAGUUUACGAAAAUGGUUUCAGCCUCCCGAGAGGUACUGAUUCCAUCCGUUUGUACAAUGGCUAUCCCUUACCUCUCCCUCGCCUUGUUUCCACAACACUAAUUGGGACAGAGACAAUAACUCCAGAUGACAGAUAUACACAUAUGCUCAUGCAGUGGGGACAGUUCUUGGACCAUGAUAUGGAUCUGACCGUGCCCGCUCUCAGUAUGUCACGGUUCUCAGAUGGACUGCCUUGCAGUUCUGUAUGCAAUAAUGACCCCCCGUGCUUUCCGAUUAUGAUUCCAAGCAACGAUCCUCGAAUAAGGAGAGCUCCAUGCAUGUUUUUUGUUCGCUCCAGCCCGGUUUGCGGCAGCGGUAUGACUUCCUUGCUGAUGAAGUCCGUGUAUGCCAGAGAACAGAUCAAUCACCUCACGUCCUACAUCGAUGCAUCAAACGUCUAUGGCACCAGGGACCGUGAAUCCGCGGAAAUUAGAGACCUGACGAACCAACGUGGUCUGUUGAAAGAAGGCGAUACUGUGCGAGGGUCUAGCAAACGCAUGUUGCCUUUUGCCACAGACCAGACCAUAGAAUGCUUGAGGGAUGAGAAUGAGAGCCCAAUCCCCUGCUUCCUCGCAGGGGAUCAUCGGGCCAACGAGCAUGUUGCCCUGACGGCCAUGCAUACCCUGUGGUACCGGGAACAUAACCGCAUCGCGGCCGAACUACUGCGACUGAAUCCUCACUGGGAUGGCGACACCAUCUACCACGAGGCACGGAAAAUAGUCGGUGGGCAGAUGCAGCACCUCACGUACAAACACUGGCUCCCCAAGAUCCUGGGAGAUGUGGGGAUGAAAAUGAUGGGGCGGUAUACAAACUAUAAUCCCAAUGUAAAUGGCGGGAUCUUGAACUCUUUUGCAACAGCGGCCUUUCGGUUUGGUCACACGUUGAUCAACCCCAUUCUCCAUCGCCUAAACACUUCCUUUCAGCCAAUUCCUGAGGGUCACCUUCCUCUUCAUAAGGCUUUCUUCUCUCCCUUCAGACUUAUCCAAGAAGGGGGCAUUGAUCCACUUCUCCGGGGCCUUUUUGCUUUUGCAGGGAAAAUGCGAGUCCCCACGGAGGUCCUCAAUUCGGAACUGACGGAGAGGCUCUUCUCAAUGGCUCAUGCCGUAGCCUUGGACCUGGCAGCAAUGAAUAUCCAGAGAGGCCGUGAUCAUGGCAUCCCCUCGUACACUGAUUAUAGAGUAUUUUGCAACAUGAGCACUGUAGGCAACUUUGAGGACUUACAGAAUGAGAUCAAGAACCCAAGAGUGAGAGACAAACUUAAAAGGUUGUACCGUACUCCACAGAAUAUUGAUCUUUGGCCUGCACUGAUGGUUGAAGAUAUAAUUCCUGGUACAAGAGUUGGACCCACACUCAUGUGCUUGUUAGUAACUCAGUUCAAAAGACUGAGGAAUGGUGACAGGUUCUGGUAUAAAAAUCCAGGGGUGUUUACUCCAUCUCAACUAACGCAGUUGAAGCAAAGUUCCCUGGCAAGAGUCCUAUGUGACAAUGGUGAUGACAUUCAGCAGGUCCAGACGGAUGUUUUUUUGAAAGCUGAGUAUCCGCAAGGAUAUGUGAACUGUGACGAAAUCCCGAAAAUUGAUUUACGGGUGUGGCAAGACUGUUGUGAAGAUUGUAGAACGAGAGGACAAUUUAAUGCACUUUCACAACAGUUCCGCCGCAAACGGGCAAUAGAAUUCAGCUAUCCAGGAGAUAAGGACACCUCCGCUGGAUCAAGGAACCAACAAGGGAGAUAUACUCGAGACUUCGGUGAAUUUGUAAACUCGACAGUUUUUCCCACUGAUCAUGAGACCCCUCAGGAUUUCAACAGUUUUAUGUCUGAUGUGCAAAAGACGAUCAUCUCCCUUCGUAACCAGAUUGACCAUUUGGAGUCACGCCUGAAACAACAUGGCUGCACAGAUGAACUGGGAAAUCAUAUGAAUGAAAAUGAUAAUUGGAAAAAGGAAGAUUGUACAUCCUGCUGGUGUAAGAAUGGCCAAAUUACCUGCUAUGUGGAGAAAUGUCCCCUUCUGAAGUGUUCCAAAGCAAUCAAAAAGAAAGGGAGAUGUUGUCCUGUCUGUGCAAAGUCAAAAAGCAGAAAAUGAUUGUUCGGCUGUGCAGUCGAGUGAAGCUACCUUCUUGGGGAAAAAAAAGAACAAAAGCAAUUCUCAGCCUUUUGCAUCACCUACUGACGUCUGAUUAUAAACAAAACCAUUGGGAAAAAUUAAAGAAUUUUCUAUUCACAUUCUGGCUACUGCUGCCUUACUGCACUCAUUCAUUUUCCAUUUUAAGCAAUGUCUCACAUUUUAGUUUGAUCUAAGAACAAAGGUGGACCUCAGUAAUGAAUUAUGAACUAACCUACUUACAGUUCGAAUGUUAAACUGCUCACAGGAAAAGAUCGUUGUGAUAUAUUUUAAAACCAUUAUGAUUUAUCACUGUGUCAAGAUGUCAAAACAUAUUACAUAGAUAACGCAGUUAAGAUUGCAUUUUUUAUUAAUUUAUUAUUUGAAACGGUGAUAAAUAUUAUGGUAAAGUUCACUGAGAGGUGAUUAUAUGUUGGGUUCACAUACACUGUCCAGAGACUAACCAUUUGGCAUUUUCCAUCUGUGUGGUCAGAAUAUUGUUGAUGAGGAAGCUUCAAAAGCCAUGAUGGGGAUGGUGUAAAGAUCCAUCGCCUUCAUUCUACCAAAUGUACCUCAUACCUGCAGAAAGUCAGGAAUGUAUUGUUCAAAAAUAUGGUGCUGAUCAUUUUGCGUCGAAAAUUAAUUAUUGUCUGGUUAUAUUUUUGUUUCUAAUGUUAUAAAAUGUUUGUAUCAAUUCAACUAUAGUACCAAUAUAACACUGAUUUGAUGUAAGAUGUGUCAAUUAUAAAGUAUGGUAUUAAAGUAAAUACCAAUCUUUCAUCAUGUUUAGCAUUGUACAGUGAUUUAUUUUUAAAAAAGUGACUAAAACAUUUUUAUACCUAUAUUUCAUGAACACUAUGAAUGUUUUAUGUAACAUCAUAUUCUUUGAUAAAUGGUGCUGCAAAUUUACAGCAAUAUACAAUGCAGUUCUUUCUUGAAGGAUAAUUGAUAUUAUUUUAAAAUGUUGCAGGUAUGUGGGCAAGUUGUUAUCACAGACCUUGAUAGUUUAAUAAAUCCUAUACUUGUCAAACGGAUUUCAUUACUCAUUUAUAAUUUAGAUUUGGAAAUAAGGAACUCCAGAUGUUGGUUUACAAAAAAAGAUACAAAGUUCUGGAGUAACUCAGCAGGAUGGACAGCAUGCCUGGAGAACAUGAAUAGGUGGCGUUUUGGUUGGGAUUCUUCUUCAAACUGAUUGUUGGGGUGGGGAGAAAUGUCUCAUCUGUGCCCCAUAUUACUCUCUCGCUUCCCAUCCCUCCAGCCAAAAGAGGAAUAGAGUUACUCUGGUCCUCACCUUUCACCCCCACCUCCCUCUGCAUCUAACACGUCAUCCUCCAACAUUUCAUUUACCUCCUCCACCGUGCUCUCUCCACUUUGCUCCACGGACUCGCACCUAAUCCUCCCCCCCCCCAACACAUUCUCCUUCCACCUACAUUCCUUCCUCUAGCUUCACAAUUUGAAACUCUCAGAGAUUGAGAGUCCUGAUUCUUUUGUCUCUUCCAGGAUUCUCCCCAUCCAAUCUGAUGAAGAAUCCUAAACCUAAAAACACCUAUCCAUGUUCUUCAGAGAUGCUGCUUGACCUGCUGAGUUACUCCAGCAUUUUGUGUUUCGUAUAUAUUAGAUUUGAUUUUUUUUCUGCAUUCAUUGUAGAAAUGUAAAGUUAAUAUUUAUCUUUACAUUUCUGCCUUAAUGAAGAUGAUAAAUAAAAUCACUAUUUCAAGUAAAAACAAUCUCCUGAUUAUAUAAAGAUUAUAUUUAUCUUUAUAUAAUCGUGUGAUUUUGUUUUAAAUAGUAAUUUCAUUUAUCAUAUUAAUGCACCCAAUGAAUUAAAAACCUGGGUCUAUUAAAAUCCUUAUCAGGCAAUGAAAUCACCAUUUUGAAUUCCCAUAUUCUCCAAUGCAGUUUGUUUUUUAUUAGUCUGAAGAAGGGUCUCGACCUGAAAUGUCACCCAUUCCUUCUCUCCAGAGAUGUUGCUUGUCCCACAGAGUUAUUCCAGCAUUUUGUGCUUGCCUUUGUUUUUUAUUAAUGAUUAUUAUUCAGGAAAAAUACUUUCAGCUUCAAUAUUCACCGUUGACUGAGGAAUAUAUAUUAGGCAGGUGAAGUCCCUUACUCUAUCGGCUUAAUAAUAUUGCCAUUCUUUUCUAUUAUAUCCACAUUUUUUGUGCUGAAAUCUCUGGAGUGAGACUUGAAAUUACAAUCUUCUGACUCGGAGAUGAAAGUGCUGCCUCUAAGUCUCAGCUAAUAUCUAUUAAUUUUCUUUUUGGACCUUUUGCUUCAUCGGAAAUAGCUUCUUGAGUUCCUUCUGAAUGAAAGGGGAAACUAGACAGGGAGAAAGGAAUGGAAGGACAUGUUAAUAGGUUUGCAUAAAGUAGGGUGAUUAAUGGAGGUACAUGUGAAUUAUAAGCAUUGACACUGAGAAGUUAGCUUUUUGUUUUUUCUCUCCUGCUAUUUCUAUGUGGGAACAUUCAUCCAAAUGUUCCUUUUUUAUUGUAUUGUACAAGCCUUUCUGCAUACCAGCUAUGGAAUUAGAGUACAACAAAAUGUACUGUAGAUUUUAAAUGACUUUUUUAAAGUUACAAUGAUACCAUGACACUGAUGUUGUCUCUGUUUCAGUGAUCACAUUUUGUCUGUAGUGUCUGCAAAAUGCACACUAUUAAACGAUUUUAAUGUGAAAA
Molecule: messenger RNA, 7066 nt
Organism: Amblyraja radiata (thorny skate)
Lineage: Eukaryota; Metazoa; Chordata; Chondrichthyes; Rajiformes; Rajidae
Product: peroxidasin homolog
Exons: 22
Coding region: 63-4376 (1437 amino acids)
Biological process (GO): response to oxidative stress
Molecular function (GO): protein binding; heme binding; peroxidase activity
Source: RefSeq, a predicted model, not a curated record